Molecule: messenger RNA, 1791 nt
Organism: Prunus avium (sweet cherry)
Lineage: Eukaryota; Viridiplantae; Streptophyta; Magnoliopsida; Rosales; Rosaceae
Source: RefSeq, a predicted model, not a curated record
AUUUCAGAAAGACACGUAUUUGAUAUCUUUUACCAGUCAAGUCAACGGAGAACAUAUACCCGCCUCCUUAACUGACUUUUAAGCUUUUCCUCUCAGUUGAGUCUCCAAACACUAUUACACAAUCCAGAAUCCAAGGGAGCAAAGGAGAACAAAAGAAAAAGGCUCAGAUUCUCUCCCUGUAAUGAACCCUAAUUCCUCUCCGGUCGAAAUCUAGAAGACGAUGAUGGCGGUGUCCGUACAGCAACCGCUGAGCCAUCUAUGGGACACGGUGCUCCAGCUCACCAAGUCCGCCCAGGACAAGAACAGCGACCCGCUCCUCUGGGCGGUUCAGCUCAGCAACAGCCUCAACUCGGCCGCCGUGGCGUUGCCUUCCGUCGAGCUCGCGCACCUCCUCGUCUCCCACAUCUGCUGGGCCAAUCACGUGCCCAUCACGUGGAAGUUCCUCGAGAAGGCCUUGACCGUCAAGAUCGUCCCUCCCAUGCUUGUUCUUGCUCUGCUCUCUACCAAGGUUGUUCCAAAUCGGCAACUUCACCCUGCAGCAUAUAGACUUUACAUGGAACUUCUUAAGAGACAUACAUUUUUAUUUGCUUCACAAUUGAAUGGACCAAAUUGUCAAAAGAUCAUAAAAUCCAUUGAUGAUGUUCUGCAUCUUUCCCAGCUGUAUGGCCUUCAAGUGUGUGAACCUGGAGUUGUUAUUGUUGAGUUUGUCUUUUCCAUCAUAUGGCAGUUACUUGAUGCAUCAUUAGAUGAUGAAGGUUUGCUGGAACUUACCCCAGAUAAGAAGUCUAGAUGGUCUACCAGGCCAGAAGAUAUGGAAAUAGAUGGUCAUGAUUGCUUUAAUGAGAAGAGAAGUGAGCAAAAUGAAGGCUUGCAGAAAGCAAAUACUGCAAUGGCUAUUGAGAUAAUUGUAGAGCUUCUGCAAAACAAAGUAACUUCAAGGAUUUUGUGCCUGACACGCCGAAAUUUGCCGUCACAUUGGGGAGGUUUCAUUCAGAAAAUGCAAGUGCUUGCAGCAAACUCAUCAGUUUUGAGGACUUUGAAACAUAUAACUCCAGAGUCCCUUCUGCAGUUGACAUCUGAUACACGUCGACUUCUGACUCGGGAAUGCAAAAUCAUUUCACAGAAAGAAUUUCAUGCAGUAUUGUCUUCUGGGUCUCUGAGGUCUUCUGCUAGUCAAUCUCACGGAGUGAGUUCAUCUGCUUUUUGGCUUCCCAUUGAUCUGUUUCUGGAAGAUGCUAUGGAUGGAUCAGAAGUAGCAAUAAUUAGUGCCGUUGAAACCCUUACUGGUUUAGUAAAGGCUCUGCAGGCAGUUAAUAGCACCACAUGGCACAACGCAUUUUUAGGUUUAUGGAUUGCAGCCCUGCGACUUGUUCAGAGAGAAAGGGAUCCCAGAGAAGGACCUGUCCCUCGUCUUGAUACCUGCUUAUGCAUGUUGUUGUCUAUUACGACACUUGCAGUGACUAAUAUUAUUGAAGAAGAGGAAGCUGAGCUGAUGGAGGAAAUCGAAGGGGAUCGUACUAACCAAAGAAAGGAACAAGCUCCAGGAAAGCGUCGCAAGGGGUUAAUUAUGUGCUUACAGCGGUUGGGUGAUUAUGAGACCUUAUUGACUCCACCUCAGUCUGUUUGUUCGGUGGUCAAUCAAGCUGCAGCCAAGGCUAUAAUGUCCAGAUCAGGCCUUACAGUCAGUAAUGGAUACUAUGAAUCUGUUAGUGUGAAUGACAUGCCAAUAAAUUGUAGUAAGCAAUUAAUUUUUCCUUCAGAUUUGCAAUUUGAUUUAUGAUGGAUUUUUAG